AUGCUGUUCAGUUUCUUACAUACGGCGCUCCUGCUCGCCAGUCUCGGCGGACACUAUUGUGAAGCACAAGGUUUCAAGUAUGACCGCAUGGGUAAAAGGUCCGUGGCCGAACCUCAGCACCAUGCCCGAGACACGGCAGCUCAGAACACCACCGAAAAUCUGGCCUCCCUUGCAAGCGAUAGCAGACCGUUGCCGGCUCUGCCGAUCGGUUUCCGCUUCCUGCCAGUGAUAGCAACAUCUGGCCUUCGGUUGAUGAGGUCUCUUGCGCAGCGGGAGCCUGCUGAAACUCCAAAUAUCGCCACAGCAGGAACGACACCUGAUGAUCUCGGCUUCUUGUCUCUGUCCCAGCAGCUUCAAGUUCAGAUCGACAAUUUGGGCGACGAGGCCUUGUCGGUUACGCAGCACAUUACGAAUCCGGUUUUGACCACUCCCCAAAACGUCCGUAUCACCAUCCAGCUGGACAGCAGGCAUCCCGACUGGCAACUUCUUGCUGGCGUUGUCGGAGGAGGUGACGUCACCAGAGGUAGAGACGAAAUCGGCGGGCUGCUUCGGGACACUUUCGCUCGAUACAUUUUGCACGCUCAGCUCGGUCAGCAAGCCGUCUAUCGCGUGGUGGGCCAGAGUGAACUGCUUGACAACGCUGCGAUAUCGAGUGGCGAGGGUCUCAAUCUAUUUACCGUUACGAUUGUGAAUUUCUUCUGA
Messenger RNA from Saxophila tyrrhenica, 702 nucleotides. RefSeq lists its product as uncharacterized. The record is from RefSeq and is a predicted model, not a curated record. The transcript has 2 exons. Bases 1 to 702 code for a protein of 233 amino acids. Lineage: Eukaryota; Fungi; Ascomycota; Dothideomycetes; Mycosphaerellales; Extremaceae.